Molecule: messenger RNA, 1071 nt
Organism: Eremothecium cymbalariae DBVPG#7215
Lineage: Eukaryota; Fungi; Ascomycota; Saccharomycetes; Saccharomycetales; Saccharomycetaceae
Gene: ERG3
Product: C-5 sterol desaturase
Exons: 1
Coding region: 1-1071 (356 amino acids)
Biological process (GO): lipid biosynthetic process
Molecular function (GO): iron ion binding; oxidoreductase activity
Source: RefSeq, a predicted model, not a curated record
AUGGACUUAGUGUUGGAAGUUUGUGAUUCUUAUGUGUUUGAUUCUUUGUAUGCGAACUUGUUCCCUGUUCCAGCAUCGAAGCAAUGGUCGGAUGGGUGGCCUGUAGGUCUAUGGAAUGGGGGGGGGGCCUGGAAUGACAGCUCCACAGGAUAUUUUUCUAGGCUAGGUGCGAUAGGGGGCAAGCCUCGAGAAGUGUACGGGCAUCGGCCGUACCUUUUUGAGAUGGGGGAUUUAGCACAUCAGUCUUUACUUCCUAGAUACAAUGUAAUACGGCAAAGUGUUAGUUUAUUCAUUUUGGUGACAAUAUUUGGAUGGCUGCUCUAUCUUGGUGUUGCUACCUUUUCGUAUGUUUUUAUUUUUGAUAAAUCGGUUUUCAACCAUCCACGGUACCUGAAAAAUCAGAUGGCUAUGGAACUUAAACAGGCACUGAGCGCUAUUCCACAUAUGGCGCUAUUAACGAUUCCGUGGUUUCUGCUGGAACUGCACGGAUUUUCACAUCUGUAUAUGGGUAUUGAUUAUGCGAAUUAUGGAUUGCACUAUUUAGUGCUGGAAUGCUUCACGUUUAUACUUUUCACUGAUUUUGGUGUGUAUUUGCUGCACAGGUGGCUACAUUGGCCUUCGGUGUACAAGCUUCUGCACAAAAAACACCACAAGUGGUUGGUAUGCACGCCCUAUGCAUCACAUGCGUUCCAUCCCGUGGACGGUUAUAUCCAAUCGCUUCCAUACCACAUGUAUCCAUUCCUGUUUCCGCUCCACAAAGUAUUGUACCUCAUCCUCUUCACUUUUGUUAAUCUGUGGACUGUGAUGAUCCACGGCAGCGAGUUCCUCACCAAUGACCCAGUAAUUAAUGGAGUGGCCUGCCACACUGUCCAUCACCUUUAUUUCAACUAUAACUACGGACAAUUCACAACCUUGUGUGAUAGACUUGGGGGUUCGUUCAGACAACCCGAUAAAGAGCUGUUCGAUCCUAAAUUGAAAAAGGACAGAUCCGUGUGGGAGAAGCAAUUGCAAGAAGUUGACAGGAUGAUUGAAAUGGUGGACGGUGUUGGUGAUGACAGAGUUUAUGAAUAG